Messenger RNA from Phytophthora nicotianae INRA-310, 1375 nucleotides. RefSeq lists its product as hypothetical. NCBI's taxonomy places the organism in Eukaryota, Oomycota, Peronosporomycetes, Peronosporales, Peronosporaceae. Gene Ontology annotation, biological process: xenobiotic detoxification by transmembrane export across the plasma membrane. Gene Ontology annotation, cellular component: membrane. Gene Ontology annotation, molecular function: antiporter activity; xenobiotic transmembrane transporter activity. The transcript has 3 exons. The record is from RefSeq and is a predicted model, not a curated record. The coding region runs from base 24 to 1334 and encodes 436 amino acids.
AAUUCUUACACUCGCUUUGUUAGAUGAUCACUACGUUUCUUGAAUUUUUGCCGGGGUUUAUGUCAAUUAUUCUCGCUGGAAACAUGGAUUCGCCCCAAUCUCAGCAUUAUGUCGACGCUGCAACAUUCUCCAUCACGAUAUUGAACAUGACCUCGCUAUCUGUCGGGCUCGGACUCGCAUCAGCACUAGACACACUCUGUUCGCAAGCCCAUGGGGCCAAACGAUACGAAAAGAUCGGCAUCUACUUCCAGACUGGAGUCAUCGUACUCACCGUCACUCUCAUACCGAUGCUCUUCGUUAACGCCUUCACAGAACCGAUCCUGAAGUGGCUGGGCCAAGACGCAGAGGUCGCGAGUUAUGCUGGAGAAUUCUCGCGAUGGAUGCUGCCGGGCGUACCGUGCUUGUUCCUCUACGAACUUACUCGCAAAGUGUUGCAAGCUCAGAACAUCAUGACCCCACUCGUUACGAUCGCUGCGAUCGGUAACGUAGUGAACGUCGCGGCUGGCUAUGGUCUUGCUUAUCACACCUCCAUUGGCUUCAACGGCAUCGCUAUCGGCAGGAGUUUGGGUAACUUCGUCCUUCCGCUACUACUCGUGUGGCGUCCGCACCAUUUGAAGCAGUGGUGGUGUCAUCCAUGGGAUUUCAAAGCUGCGAUUCGAUACGUGCGCCUCUUUCUGCGACUUGGUGUGCCUGGAAUGCUGAUGCUUGGUAUGGAAAUGUGGGCUUUUGAAGCCCUUACUAUCCUAGCAGGGUUGCUGCCCGAUAGUGUUGUUGCAGUCGCGGCGCAUUCCGUGUUGGUCAACGUCGAUAUGCUGGUGUAUACGACAUUUGCUGGUCUCUCGGUAGCAGCUAACAUUCGAGUGGGUAAUUGUCUUGGAGCCAACAUGCCGAAGAAGGCCAAGAUGGUUCGUAACGUUGCACUGGUGAUCACACUGAUCGUUACGUUGUUCUUUGCGGGGCUCACGCUUGGACUGAGUGACUACAUCCCUCUCCUGUUCCUGGACAAAGGUAAAAGCGCUGAUCUAGCUGCUAGGGUGAUGGCGCUUAUGUCGCCCCAGAAGAUCGUUGACGGACUGAAUGCUGUGACGCAAGGAGUUUUCCGUGGCGCGGGUAAGCAGAAAUCUGCUGCGAUCGCGAACGCGGUGGCGUACUAUCUAUUCGGAGUUCCAUUUGGAGCCCUACUAGCCUUCCAGUGCGACCUAGGUGUCGAAGGACUGUGGAUUGGUAUGACUGCAGGCAACGUCUUGGCCGUGUGUGUGAUGGCUGUGCUCAUGCGGUUUUACUGGAACUGGGAUAGACUGGCGGACGAUGCUCAGACACGCACGAAUUUGUAACAGGACAACAUGAUCGCUUUGCUAACGCUGCAAACACUGAC